CAUACGGCUUGUUGCUGUUGCCUCGCAUCGCCUUGGUCACAUAUCCAUCGGCUCAUCUGUCAACAACUGAAGCUAUGGCUCGUUUAGCUUCCAAGUCUAAUUAUCAGAACAUACUCGAUGGGGAUCACACUGCCCUAGGUUUGUCAUAUAACACAGAUCUUCAUUCUGGUAUCGAGCUUCGUCGUACAUCGCAUAAAGCAGCUGAACAAAAACGUCGUGACUCUCUCAAGCAUUGUUUCGAUGAUCUGCGUCAGAUGAUUCCUAAUAUUCAAGAGAAAUCGCCAUCCAAAGUGUUCUUGUUGAAGAAGUCUUUUGACUAUAUCUGUAAUCUUAAGUCUGAGGUUGCGAAGCGUGAUCUGGAAAUGGCGCGUCUGAAAGCUCAGCAUGAGUUUAUGGUAACAGCCAUGCAGUCUUGGACGGCUAGUUUGCCAGAAGACAGCCCCUUCCGAAAAGGAUUGAUUGAAUCAUGGGAAAUGCCAGAUGAGGACGUGAAGAAGGCGGUUGUAAAGGAGGAGGAAGCGGCCAAGAAGGCAGCAGAGAUGGCUGAAUUAAGCGCCGCAGCUGUUGAAGCUGCACGAACACAGCCUGGUGGGCAGAACAAAGGUGGUAAGGAAAGCCAUGUGGAUCCUGAUGAUAGUGAUGAGGAUGGGCCUUCUAAGAAUAAGAAGUCAGGAUCAAGGACUGGAGCAUCCUCUUCCACUUCAAAAAAUACAAGCAGCUCAGGAAAGAAGAUGAGCAAAACUGACGUAUCAUCGGUAGUGGAUUCUGCUACUACCGCUACUACUGCCAAUGUAGCAGAGACAACCAGCACGGAUAGAAAUGGAGCUGAAACUGGUGACGGCUCCGCUGCAAAACAAGGUCAAGGUUCCUCUGCUGAUAUAUCAAGUAAGACAAAGAUGCAGUCUGGCGGAAAGACGAGCGAUGAAGAAGAUGAGGACGAUGAGGACGAAGCUGAAGAUCACGAGAUGAUAGAUGCUACUGCUGAGAGUGAAUCAACACAGAGCGCAGCAGUAUGCACAUAGACAUGCAUGCACAUAGUUCCCGCACAUUCUCACCUUUUACAUAC
Lobosporangium transversale is the source of this 1066-nucleotide messenger RNA. RefSeq lists its product as hypothetical. The transcript is spliced from 3 exons. Gene Ontology annotation, molecular function: DNA-binding transcription factor activity; protein dimerization activity. Gene Ontology annotation, biological process: positive regulation of transcription by RNA polymerase II. The record is from RefSeq and is a predicted model, not a curated record. Lineage: Eukaryota; Fungi; Mortierellomycota; Mortierellomycetes; Mortierellales; Mortierellaceae. Bases 75 to 1022 code for a protein of 315 amino acids. Gene Ontology annotation, cellular component: RNA polymerase II transcription regulator complex.